Lycium ferocissimum is the source of this 1579-nucleotide messenger RNA. RefSeq names its product protein WVD2-like 4. The transcript has 9 exons. Lineage: Eukaryota; Viridiplantae; Streptophyta; Magnoliopsida; Solanales; Solanaceae. Gene Ontology annotation, molecular function: microtubule binding. Bases 202 to 1383 code for a protein of 393 amino acids. The record is from RefSeq and is a predicted model, not a curated record.
ACUUCCCUUAUUCUCUCUCUCCUUUCUGUUUCCAGUAUUUCUAACACAGUUUUUCAUUCCAUAAUAGCAUUUGAAUUCCAGAGUUACAUAAUUGUUGUACCAUUCUAAAGCAGACUUUGCCACCAAUCAUCUCCAAGACCACAGAAAAAAGGGAUUUGUAAUCAACGGACCUAGUGCAUUAGUUACAGAUAUUGUUGGUAUAUGGAGUCUGAAAAUGGGGUUCCAGUAGAAGUGGAAAAGAUUGUUGUGGCUGAGGAACAAAAUGUGGAUUUAAAGAAAGAGGAGAACAUUAGUGAGGAUAAGGCUGAUGAGACACCAAAUUCAUCUGUAGCCAAAACUGAAUUAUCUGAAAAUGUUCCGAAAAGUAAAGCUAAGGUAUCCAUUAGUGGUACUAAAAAGAACAAUAAAAUGGCUAAGAAUUCAACAGGCUCGUCUGCAUUGACUCGUUCGAAAAAGGGAAGUAUUGCGAAAAGCCUUUCAUUCCCCGCAAGAGGCGCCAAUGCUGACAUAACGAGGAAGAGCAUCGAUGUUUCUACAAAGAAAUCGGAUUUUAAACCUUGGAUACCAAAUGGGGUGACACACGAGGCUUCACAUUCGAAUGGAACAGUACUCUCGCCAGCUUCUCGUUUAAAGAAAUCUGUCCCGAGUCUUCGUCAAUCGCUGUCUGUGAAGUCUAUUUCGGCCAAUAGAAUUGCAAAGAAAGCUACAUCUGAAGGAUUAAACGAUGCAAACACAACACCUAUUAAAGCUACAUCGCCUCUUAAAGACGAUGAGGACGCCCGUUCUGCUACUUCCUCCAAUGCAACUCGUGGCAGUGCUGGAUUUUCGUUCAGGUUGGAAGAACGUGCUGAAAAGCGAAAGGAGUUCUUGGCAAAGGUGGAAGAGAGGAUACAGGCCCGAGAAGAGGAAAAGAGUAACUUGCUUGCAAAAUCCAAAGAAAACCAAGAGGUAGAGAUAAAGCAAUUUAGGAAGAGCUUGACAUUUAAAGCUGCUCCUAUGCCAAACUUCUACAAUGAACCCCCUCCUAAAGUUGAGCUGAAGAAGAUACCAACAACACGCGCCAUAUCUCCUAAGCUCGGAAGAAAUAAGAACUCCACAUCCAUGACUAAUAGUUCGGAAAGUGGAGGGUUCAGUCCAAAAGUGAUCAAGGAACAGCAUAAGUCACCCGUAUCCAGUAAAGAUAAUGUUGCUUCAAAAGGGAAGCCAGUUAAGAAGAAUUCACAGAGUACAACUGCUCAAUCUCCAAAAAUCUCGGCCACUAAAGUGAAACCUGUUGAAAGAAAAUCAAAACUUGCUGAAGCAAAGGGUUCAGAUGAGAAAAAAUGUACAGAAAAAACAGAAGAAAUGGAAAUUCAACCCGAUUGUGCCCCAAGUCUGAAAUGAAUCCAGUCAUCGUGCAAGCUGAAGUCAGUGUUGAAGGUUAAGGAAGCACUUAAUGAAGUUCUUUUUCUGUAUUUAUUCACAGGCUUUUUUUGUUUUAUGAAAGCGUUUUGUUCUUCGUUAUAGACUUUUUUUUGUUCGCUGAAAGCGUUUUGUUCUUCGUUGAGUUGUGAAUAUGGUGUAUAUGUUGCGGUUACAA